CUCGACGCGCUCGACACGCAACAUCCGCCAAGGAUAUCGUGGACUGUGGAUUUGCUCCUGUUUUUUUUCUGUUGGCUGGUUCUACCUGCACACAUUUUGGGUCGAACGAGGAACGAUGGAAGAUCUUUUUUCACAGCAUCGAUAGGACAGUGUCGGAUUUUUCGGUCGCACAGAAGUGUUUCUAUAAAUAGUGCUGGGAGGUGUCGGAUGGUGGUUCACAGUGCACAAGGAUAUCAGCGGAGCAAAUGAAAAACACAUUAGUGAGAAAAAAAAGGCAACAUCGCAAGCAAAAGGAAUGAAAAAAAAAGGAUUGACGACAGCAGGCAAAAAUUGCUCCAAAUAGGAGAAGAUUUAUCCCUACGCCCAUUUGGAGCGUGAAGCACUGUUUCACAUCAGGUGUAUUUGAACUUGUAAGUACGCUGCUGUGGAUAUGAGUGAAGGGUGGAGGGCAGCAACGCGCGACGUCGUUUUUCCCAAGCGAUUGAAAUUGUUUGUUUUAUUCUUCAUCAUGGUUCGUUAGCUGCUCAACUAGUGGUUUCUCUCGGUGUGUAAUUAUGCAACCAUAAACCACCUGUCGAUUGCAAUUAAAAGUGAUUCUACAAACACUUUGCGUUUCUCGUGGAUAUUUAAGUCUGGCCAAAUACUAACAGGAAGAAAAGUAUAUUGUACAAACCCUCAAACUAUAGUUACUCCAUUUAUGGGAUCCAGUGCGAUUAAACAAUGAAUGGUGAAUUCAUAAUCCUGUGUUGAGAACAGUGUAGUGUUUUAUGUAUGAAAUACGUAUAACAGCAAUAAAUAUCAUAAAAAUGUUCCGUAUAAUACAGCGACUGAUGAAAACUAUAGAUAACGAAUAUUCAACAUGAAAAAAUAAAGUAUAUCUCAAAAAACAUAUAUAGGCCCAGAGUAUGGCAAACAUCAGUGAAAACUUUUACUUUCUCACGGAUGGAUGACGGAUCAUCAUAACAUUACCGUGGAAGGAAACCGAUAUACCGGUUCAUUGUUCGUGCUUUUCAAAAGUUCAAUAGCGAAAUUAACCGCGGGUGUUCAAAGGUUUUCCGAUAAUGCCGCUCCUUCAUUGUCCAGUGUGAAAAGUUAUCGAAACCGGUGAGACGGUUUGGAAUAAACAGUUCGUUAAGUGAAGCCUGUCGUCCGUAGGGACAUCCGAAUGAAUAGCCCAAAGAUGCAAAAAUCCGUUCGUAUCAACGAACAACACCUGAGUUUGCUGUCGGCGCGAGCGCAGUGUGAUAGCUUGAUGCAUGGUUAUCUUCACAAACGCUCUGGGGAUACCAAUAAGUGGCAGUUGAAAUGGUUCUCCUUGUACCAGAAUCUGCUGUUCUACUUCGAAUCACCACAAACGACUAAGCCCGCAGGAUUAAUCUUUUUGGAAGGUUGCUACUGCGAACGAGUUAUAUCGUGUCCCUCGUUGAUCAGCUCGCCGGUAAGCAGUACUGGCGACAAGGGAAGCAAGGUAAUUAAGGAGGACAAUUCGCAGCACUGCUUCAGUAUUUCCUACAAACGAGACACCCAGUACCAGCGACAUUAUGAACUUCGAGCGUCUUCAGAAUCCGAUUGUUCAUCUUGGAUACAAGCCAUCAGGGACGCAAGCUUCAACAAACUGUUGCUGAUGAAGGAAGAAUUGGAGCAAAAACACCUCCACCUGAUGCAUGUGGUUGAAAGCGAGAAAACAGCAAAAUGGCAAUAUACCCAACAGUGUGAAGAGCUGGUACACGAAAUACGAAAACUGAGAGCAGAGAUUUGCGUGUUGCGAAAGGAGGCCCGUUCUAGCUGUUCGGUCACCCCGGUGGGAAGGGGUAGCUUUAGCGAUCCCCAGGAUGAGGAUUCGUCGCUUCACGCACUGUGUGCGUCCGUGCACGAUUCCAUCGAGCUGCGGAAAAUAAGGAAGGUGCAAAGCUUUUUCAGGGGCUGGUUGUGCCGCCGGCGAUGGAAACAGAUAGUGGAGGAAUACAUUCGGUCUCCGCACGCUGAGAGUAUGCGAAAACGUAACCACCUGGUAUUUAGCAUGGUGGAGGCGGAAGAGGAGUACUUGGAACAGCUGGAGGUUCUCGUCGCAUGCUUCUUGCGUCCAUUCAAAAUGGCCGCCAGUUCGAAGCGUCCACCCUGCUCACACGAAGAUGUCAAUUCCAUCUUCCUCAACUCGGAAACGGUACUGUUCCUGCAUCAAAUAUUCUUGAAGGGUUUGACAUCACGGUUGGAAUCGUGGCCAACACUGGUGCUUGGUGAUUUGUUCGACAUGCUUUUGCCCAUGCUGAGCAUCUAUCAAGAGUAUGUGCGCAAUCACCACUACAGUCUGCAGGUGCUGACGGAGUGCAAAAAUAACGCAAACUUUGCGUCAGUUCUCAAAAGAUUGGAAGCGAAGCCAGCCUGCCAGGGGCGGACGCUGGAAACCUUUCUAACAUAUCCGAUGCAUCAGAUUCCACGGUACAUCAUCACGCUGCACGAGCUGUUGGCCCACACUCCGCACGACCACGUGGAGCGCAAGAGUUUGCUGAAUGCGCGACAGCAGCUCGAGGAUCUUUCCCGGCAGAUGCACGACGAAGUUUCGGAGACGGAAAAUCUUCGGAAAAAUCUAUCCGUUGAGCGCAUGAUUGUCGAGGGGUGUGAUAUUUUGCUCGAUGUCAACCAAGUAUUCGUGAGACAGGGCAGCCUCAUUCAAGUUCCUUCCGGAAAGGGUACAUUCCUUAGUCGGUUGGCCUCGUUUAAAAGCGACCGCGAUACGGUUCGGCUGUGUUACCUUUUCUCGAAUCACAUGAUUGUCGCUACCAGGACCUCCGGAGGACGACUGCAUUUACUACCAAACGUGGGUAAAAUUCCACUCGCAGAUGCUACCCUGGUGGAGGACCCGAGUGAAAUGCAUAACGAGGACGAAGAUGCUUCCGUGAGCUCAGUGCGCGGUAGCACCCACAGCGUAUCAGAAUCAAUUAAUACCGGGAAUCGUGACUUCAAAAUUGUAGUUGACUCGAAAUCUGGAGGAAGACACACAAUCCACCUGAUAGCUCCCACCGUUGAGGAUAAGGAAGCAUGGGUCAGUGAUAUAUCACAGUGUUUGGAUAACAUACACAUGCAUUCCUUGUUGUCACCAGGCAUCACUGGUUCGUCGGGAGGAUCCGUCUUUGCAGGACACCAAGCGUUGCGCGCCGAUCCCCGGCUGUUCAAGGACGACGUCGAUAUUCGCUUCUCGCGAACGCUUAACUCAUGUAAAUUACCUCAGGUCCGCUAUGCGACACCGGAAAAACUCCUGAAACGACUAACAGAUCUACGGUUCCUAUCGAUUGAUUUCCUGAAUACGUUCCUGCUCACAUACCGAGUGUUCACCGAUGGAGAAACGGUGUUGAAUGCAUUGAAGAACGUGUUCUAUGAUCCACCGUCCGACCCCAAUUGUGACUGUGAUCCCCAAACGGAUUUUUUAGAAUUGCCGUACCAGGAUGGACGAGCAUCCCCGAGGAGGACGUCCGGUGCUAGCUCAGUUUCGGGUUACUGUUCAGAAGGAGCCGAUCGUGACCGUUCGAUGAGUGGCGAUUCCGUUGGCCUUCGUUUCCGCGGACCCCGUCGGCCCUUCACGAGUCACCAAAGCUCCGAGCAGGAAACGCUCUCUUGGAUUCCAGAGCAGGUUGGUACGGUAAUUAUUCAUGAUACACACCAAUCCGAUAACCAAGAGGAAAAGCAGUCCUCGCCGAAGGCGGAUGGCAGCUCCAUACAAAGUAAAUCUCAGCAACAAAUUCACCCUCAGCCUCAGGAUGAUUCCUAUCUAGCGAUACCGAAACCGAUGGCUGGAUCCAGUAGUUCCGACACCCUUACAGAAACAGCAAUGAGUGGACCAUCUUCGCCAUCCAAUCUGAGCAGUGUGACACUAGUGGGUUCGACUGGGUCUGGUGGGCAAGAUAAAUCCGGUGAUCAAACACCAACCGAUGGUACAUUCAAUUAUGGUAGAGCACCGACUGCGCCGCUUCCAGAACGAAUCCAUCCGAGAGGAAAGAAGGAUAUAACGCCCAAAAUUCGCACGACGGGUACUUCUAAUCAGACGCAAGAACAUGGUGGUGUAGAACACCAUCAGCCACAAUCACCAGCGCUACAGCAAGAACUAAUUGAAAUACCUCAACAUCCGCCAACCGUAACCACUUCCCCGUGCCAGAGUCCCUCCAGUGUUCAGUCCCAAACCGUACACCACAAUGGACACGAUACCCCGAAAAUAAUAACUCAAACCUACCGGGGUACAGCAGCCACAACAACGGUCACGAUAACGACGCCUACAUCGACGCAUGGCCAAAGUAUGUCUCCGCCUCAGCUUCUUCCAGCGGACCGGAGACCAAGCGUUGGACACAACAUUGCCAUCCCACAUGCGGCUCUUAGUCAGCAUCGUCACAGCUUGCAAUUGAAUGGCGACGGAAGUUUAUGUGGCAAGGGCAGCGAAAAGCAACAGCCGCCGCCCAGCAGUCCUCGUCUGACCGCAAGGAAGUUUUCCGCUCCAAAAACGCCCGACCGUCAGCGAAAGAGCAUCUUCGGAACGCCACAACGCGAACGGGACAAAUCGAGCACGCGUCGUUUUUCCGAAAGCGACGACGACAUGACCAACUCAAUCUUCACGACGCCUCGUGGCUCGCUGGGUGGCGUCUCGAUCAGCACCCUCUCAUCCCGGGCGUCCAUGCAGCACGACCACAUACCGCACUGUUCCAGCAAGGUGGGAGUCGUAAUCACCUCCUAUCGACAAUCAAAGCGCAGCGGUGGAUUGGAGCCAAACUGGAGUAGCACAUCAACUGCAGCAGCGGCUUUCGCAAUCGCUACCUCAGCUUCCAGUAACCCUAGAGACGAGCCCCCCGACGUGGAAGCUAGGAACCGGAAGGAAUCUGUUGUGAGCUCACCGGCUACGAUGCGCGUUCUGAACGUGCUGAGGCACUGGGUGUCCAAGCACUUCCAGGACUUUGAACAGGACGCAGCUCUGCGCUCACAGACGAUAUCCUUUCUGGACGACAUUACCUGCAGUCCAAACCUGUUGCCCACUGAGCAUAAAGCUGCAUCCCAGCUGUUACGACUCUUGUGCCGCGACGAUAUAGACAGUGGCAAGAAAAUUCUGGACGCGCUGCUGACGCCACCACAGACGCCAGUUAAGGAAACCCUCGAAUCACUGUCGGCACUGGAAAUCGCAGAACAAAUGACUUACCUGGAUCACCAAAUCUUUCAGGCCAUUCGAAGCGAAGAAUUUCUCGGGCAGGCGUGGAUGAAAAUCGACAAGAAGGCGCUAUCAGAGCAUAUAAUUCUUAUGACUAAACGGUUCAACGAUGGCUCACGGUUGGUGUGUUCGGAAAUAGUUUCGAGGAGCAACAUGACGGCGCGGGUAGCUGCCAUCGAGAAGUGGACUGCUGUGGCAGAUAUUUGUCGGUGUAUGCACAACUUUAAUGGAGUUCUGCAAAUCUGUGCCGCAUUCACCAAUGCGGCUGUGUUUCGACUGAAGAAAACCUGGGACAAAGUACCGAGAACUAUUAAAUCGACAAUCACAAAACUGCAGGCUGUGGUGUGUUCCGACGGUAGGUUUCGUGUGAUGCGAGAGACGCUGCAUCGCUGCGAUCCACCCUGCAUUCCGUACCUGGGCAUGUAUCUCACAGACCUUUCCUUCAUCGAGGAAGGCACACCAGACUUUACACCGGAACAUUUGUUGAAUUUUUCCAAAAUGCGAAUGAUUGCACAUGUGAUACGCGAAAUUCGCCAUUUCCAACAGACACCGUACAAAAUCGUUCACAUACCGAAAGUUACAUCCUACCUCCUGGAUACAUCGUUGCUGCUGGACGACGACGAAAUGUACCGAAAAUCAUUGCUGAUCGAGCCGCGAAGUUCGCGCCUCAGUGCGCCAAACACGGCCAAUGUUUGAGUAAUAAAAAAGUGUUAUAAAUAUUCCAUCCGUGACUACCGAAGUGAUGAACUGGAACCAGAACACAGUGAAGCUCUCGAAUGUGUCCCUCUGUGUGAUUUAUAUUAUAAGAAUGAGAAUAGUGCACGACCGGAAUUGAGUGGCCAGUGAUUUGUACUCCUCUCCUUUUAAUCCACGGAUCCGUCUAAGGAAAACUGAGAGAGCUCAAUUGCUUAUUGCCAUUCGACCAAUCAGAACGCGGGAAUAGAAAAUCACAAUUUCUAGCUGUUCAAUGGUUAGUUUCAAAGAAUGUAUAAUUUUCCUGAUUGUAACAGAUAACCAGAAGGACUGGAAUCGUGUACGCCAUGGCACAACUUUUUUUUGAACACCCUCACUUCACCAGCAUGGUGCAUCUUGUUCAACGUGAAGACAACUCCAGGGGGCAUCAGAGGAUCUCACCAAUGUUCGUAUCCAUUUAAUUUUCUGAAUGAAGCUGUUAACCGAUGUUCCUUGAUUUUACCGCCACUUCCAGACUAACAAAUAUCUACAAUUUACUAUAUCAUAUCUUAACAAAAACAAAAAUACGUACACUUUCGACAAUCGAUUGCCUAUCGAAUUCUAUACCAGUAGCUAAGAAGUCUUGCGAAUUGAUACAAACUUUCUCUUCUGCCUUCACUGCGCACUGUUCAAAGUGACUAUUAAACAUUACGUGGAAAACGGAAAAUUAUUAUGACAACCUCCACUUAGGUUAAGGCAUUAGAGAGUGUGAGUUAUGCUGGUCGUAACUCGGCCAUGAAUAUUUGUACUAGCGAAGGAUUAUAUAUACAUACAUGGGUCAUAUAUUUUAGACUUGACAAGGAUACAUUUUUUAGCAAAUCUAAUCUUCAUUGUCUUGAUAAAUUUCUAGUCUGAUAACCAGAAUUAAAAAUGUUAAAUUUUCAACACAGAGCAAACCUUACAUAUCUGAAAUUGACUCAAUUUACAUACCGAAGAACCAGAAAAGGAACUUAAUGUUAACCCCAUUGUUAGUUGGUACUAAGACACUCGGGUGAAUGAAGUAGAAUAGUGGUGAAACGUGAUACUCUCCGUUCAAAUAAUCAACUUCUUUGAAAUCUUCUUAUGAUUACCGAUACAAACGGCGUGAAAACCCGCAAAAAACACAAUCGUUUUCCAUAUCUAUUAUCGCUAAGAUGCAUUAGAGAAUUAGGGAGUCUGCAAGAGAUGAAAAGAAUAUCGAUAAGCUGAAUUUACAUUACUAAAUUGCUGGAACAGAAAACAAAAACUAUAUAAACUCGUUAAGCUUGGUGUUAUCGUCGAUUUCCCACUGACUGUGUUUGCUGAUUUGUUUGAGUAAAUGGUGGUGAAGCAAGGAGAAGCACGUUUGCAAUUGCAUUUGCAAUUGCCAGGUGGCGUUCAGCUGGAAGAAGAGAAACGCGAUGAGCUUAGCUUGAGAUCAAACACAGAAAUCGAUUGUGAUGUAUUACCUAUAUUUAAGUUUCUACCGAAUGGAGCUAACAUAUUUAAUAAUAGUGUUCAGUAGAUGGCAUAACUCCGUUCUGUGUAAACCUGCUGGACUGAUUCAAAACAAUCCUAAUCUUAAACCUCGAGGGUCCCUUUUACCUGAUAUUUAUUCGUUAAAAUGUUGGGCAAAGUAUUGAUACUGUAGGAGCAAUGUGAAAAGAAACAUAUUUUUAUAAAUGCAAGCUCAAUAGCUACACUGAAUUAAUCUCUUAGAAAUAUUCAAGUAAUAACAUUGAAACCGUUAACCCCAUUUUUCAAAAGCUCACUAUAUCAAGACAAACAUGUUCACAUUAUAAAAAAGUAGUUCCAUAGAAACCAUGUGACUAUUUUGUGAAAGGUAAUUUUAUGCAGUUCGAUUUUCGAAACCAGAUAAUAACGUUAACCAAUUACAAUCACCGCUGUAAGCAUUUUCUACCACAAUCCAUUUUACAGGUCAAAUCUUAUUCAUGAUAUCCUACUCUAGAAUACGGUUGGGUUAAGCCAAUCAAAAUUGACGAGAAGAAAAGACCCAUAUUUUGAAUCCCAGAAGAACAUAAUCUAUAUUGGAUAAAGAAAAAUAACUAAGAUAAGCAAAUGUUGUAUAACUUUGCCCAAUUAGAUGUAUGAAUGGUAAUGGCAAAGGAAUCCACAGUGAAUCUAUUAAUUUUAGAGAUACGAAGUUGUUGACACUUUAUCCCCACGCUGAAUAAAAUACUUCCCACAUGAUCGCUGGAACUUC
Messenger RNA from Toxorhynchites rutilus septentrionalis, 8099 nucleotides. RefSeq names its product ras-specific guanine nucleotide-releasing factor 2-like. The record is from RefSeq and is a predicted model, not a curated record. Lineage: Eukaryota; Metazoa; Arthropoda; Insecta; Diptera; Culicidae. Gene Ontology annotation, biological process: positive regulation of GTPase activity; Ras protein signal transduction. Gene Ontology annotation, molecular function: guanyl-nucleotide exchange factor activity; protein binding. The transcript is spliced from 26 exons. Bases 1166 to 5881 code for a protein of 1571 amino acids. Gene Ontology annotation, cellular component: plasma membrane.